Strigops habroptila (Kakapo) is the source of this 2476-nucleotide messenger RNA. RefSeq names its product dimethylaniline monooxygenase [N-oxide-forming] 5-like. Bases 467 to 2065 code for a protein of 532 amino acids. Gene Ontology annotation, molecular function: NADP binding; N,N-dimethylaniline monooxygenase activity; flavin adenine dinucleotide binding. The record is from RefSeq and is a predicted model, not a curated record. The transcript has 8 exons. NCBI's taxonomy places the organism in Eukaryota, Metazoa, Chordata, Aves, Psittaciformes, Psittacidae.
UGGGUUGGGGGCACAGAGCGGUGAUGGGGUUCCUGGCCACCACAUGCCAGGGCUGCACGGCUGCUGGCCAUCAGUGCACUCAGCAUCCACAAGCUUUUGUUUUCCAUGCCAUGAUCUGCCAAGUCUGCAGCAUGGCCACUUCUCAGCCCUGAGCCCAGGAAGUCCCGCAGCAGCGUCGGCAUUGUUAAGCGCUUACAGAUCCUAAUGAGCCCUUUGCGGGAGGAGGCGCAGGCAGGAGGUGUGGCAUGGCAGCGGGGCGAACCUGUAGAUCAUAACUGGAAGAAACACAUCUUGCGACAGCCCAGCUGAUCUCAGUCAGGCUGGGGAAGCACCGGGACAGCCAACCACAACCAAGCGGCACCGUGCACCCCCUCUGUGACUCGCCAGGCUCCACACACCCCCAAGUGUGUUUUGCCCAGGGACAGGACUCCCCAGCAUCCCUGCCACCACCAUAGUCCUGCAGGACAUGGCUGCCCAGAAAGUAGCCAUCGGUGGUGCCGGUGCCUCUGGCCUGUGCGCCCUGAAAUGCUGCCUGGAUGGGGGGCUGGAACCCACCUGCUUUGAGAGGAGCAGAGGCAUCAGGGGGCUUUGGCUCUUCGAGGAGUGCCCUGAGGAGGGCCGCGCCAGCAUCUACCGCUCUGUCAUCAUCAACACCUCCAAGGAGAUGAUGUGCUUCAGCAACUUCCCAAUCCCCGAAGACUUCCCCAACUACAUGCACAACUCCAAGAUCAUGGAGUACUUUCGCAUGUAUGCGCAGCACUUUGACCUGCUCCGCCACAUCCGAUUCAGGACCAGCGUGUGCCGCGUGUCCAAGCGUCCCGACUUUGCUGCCACGGGCCAGUGGGAGGUGGUGACGGAGAGCGAGGGGAAGCAGGAGGCGGCCGUCUUUGAUGCUGUGCUGGUGUGCACUGGGCACCACACCGAGGCACACCUCCCGCUGAACACCUUCCCAGGAAUCAACAAGUUCAAGGGCCGCUACCUCCAUAGCCGAGACUACAAGGACACUCAGGAUUUCACAGACAAGAGGGUCGUUGUCAUCGGGAUCGGGAAUUCAGGGGCAGACCUGGCUGUGGAGGUCAGCCAAACAGCCAAGCAGGUCUUCCUCAGCACCCGCCGUGGAGCGUGGAUCUUCAACCGCGUUGGAGAUCAGGGCUAUCCCAUCGACACCGUUGCCAUCACCCGCAUCAACGCGUUCCGGAAGAAACUGCUGAGCCAUUCCAUGGUUAGCAACUUUGUGGAGAAGCAGCUGAAUGCCAGGUUCAACCACUCACACUACGGCCUGAAGCCAAAGCACAGGGUCUUUGACCAACACCCGACCAUCAACGAUGACCUGCCCAACCGCAUCAUUUCGGGAAGGGUGCUGGUGAAGCCAAACAUCCAGGAGUUCACAGAGACGUCUGCCAUCUUUGAAGACGGCACCAGGGAAGACAUUGACGUUGUGAUCUUCGCCACAGGAUACAGCUUCUCUUUCCCCUUCCUCGAAGGCUGCGUGAACGUGGUGGAGAACCAGAUCCCGCUAUACAAAUUCAUGUUCCCCCCUGAUCUGGAGAAGCCGACGCUGGCUUUCAUUGGCCUCAUCCAGCCUCUGGGUGCCAUCAUGCCCAUCUCUGAGCUCCAGUGUCGCUGGGCCACUCGCAUCUUCAGGGGGUUGAACAAGCUUCCCCCACAGUGCUACAUGGAGGCGGACAUCAAGCAGAAGAGAGAAGCGAUGGCAAAACAGUACGUGAAGAGCCAGCGGCACACCAUCCAGGUGGAUUACAUCCCCUACAUGGACGAGCUCGCCUGCCAGGUGGGGGUCAAGCCCAACCUGCUCACCCUCUUCCUCAGCGACCCCAAGCUGGCGCUGGAGGUUGCCUUCGGGCCCUGCACGCCAUACCAGUACCGCCUGCGGGGCCCGGGCAAGUGGGCCGGUGCCAGGGACGCCAUCCUCACCCAGCGGCAGCGCAUCAUCAAGCCCCUGCAGACGCGGCAUGUGGAGGAGCACCUGUCGGCUCCCAGCAUGCCCCUCCUCUUCAAGCUGGUUGGAGCCGUGGCCGUCCUUGCCAUCGGUUUUGCCUACUUGUAGGUGCCCCACAAGUGUGAGAAGGGAUGUGCUGGCGGGGCGAGCUGUUCAUCCCCUGACCCAUAGUAGCCUGUGCACCCCAGUGCUGGCAGGAUCCCUCCUUCUGCCCCGCGUGGCCCCGCUGUGGCCAGACCACAAACCCAAGAUGCACAGAGCCUCCCCAGCUCGUGAAAUAACACCCCAGUGCCCGGUCUGCGCCCUUCCCCGGGAAGCCACAGCCAGGGACAGAGGAGGAAACCUGCUCACACACAUAGUAAAACCCAGUUCCUCUCAGCCUGCUCUUUCAACCCAGUAGGGACAUGCCACGUUUUUCUGUCGCCUCUAACCCAGCCAUGCCGCCACUGCCGCACUCACACAAGAGCUGAGCGGCAAAGGCACAGCAGACUCCCUAACUGGAUAAACGUGUUAAACAGA